AUGGAGCAAGCGGUGGUUGAUGGUCUUCUCAACCUCUGUCUAACAAGAGAGGAGGAGGAGGAAAUAAAUAUCACAACGUGCUAUAGAUCAAAUCUGUUAGAAGAGUGUUCAUUGAGCCUUUUCGGCAAACUUCUGUCGAAUAGACAACAGAAUCAAAGGGCGCUGAAAAAUACUCUGAGAUUGGCUUGGAAAAUGGGUUCCGAUUUACAAAUUGUAGACGUCGGACAUGAUGUUCUGCAGUUUAAGUUUGGCUCAGAAUACCAACUCAAAUGGGUUGAGAAAAAUGGCCCAUGGAAUUUCGAAAACAACCCCUUAAUACUAAGCAGAUGGAGAAAAGGAUUGACAGCAUCCAAUAUCGAUUUUUCGCACUCUCCAUUUUGGGUUCAGGUUUGGGGGCUCCCAUUUGAAAUGAUGGAUGAUGAAGUGGGAAAGGAGCUUGGAAAUAGUUUGGGAAAGUUCAUAGAGUCGGAUAAAAGAUUUGGGCAAGCGGAUCAAGCGAAGUUUAUGAGGAUUAGAGUCAAUCUUCCGCUGGAAAAGCCUCUCUGA
Quercus robur (English oak) is the source of this 546-nucleotide messenger RNA. RefSeq lists its product as uncharacterized. Lineage: Eukaryota; Viridiplantae; Streptophyta; Magnoliopsida; Fagales; Fagaceae. The transcript has a single exon. The record is from RefSeq and is a predicted model, not a curated record. The coding region runs from base 1 to 546 and encodes 181 amino acids.